AUGCAUCUCGCAACCCCCAACUCCCUCGUCGCCUGGGGCCAGGUCGACCCUGAGCUGCACGUCUUUCUCCAAGCCCACCCCCUCCCCAAAUCCAACUAUGCCAAUACCCCCAUCAUGCAGCUACGCGCACAGAACAACAAAAUCGAGUCGACGGCCUUCAACGCCCUCUCAGACCACGGCGUCAACGAGACCGUCAUCACGAUCCCCAUGAGCGAUGGCACUCAGAGCGAGAUCCGCAUCUGCAGGCCUCUUGUCCUCGAUGAUAUCCCUUCUUUUGAGGGACAGAAUGAGGAUGAAAAUGCUACCCCCCUCAUCGCCCUCUUCCACGGUGGCGGCUUCGUCGUCGGCUCAAACAUCCAAAUGGCCGUGUUCGCCCGCACCCUCGCAACCCUCUACAACGCCACCGUCGCCAGCAUGAGCUACCGGCUCGCCCCCGAGCACCCCUUCCCCACAGCCCAGGACGACGCAUGGGACGGCAUCCGCUGGCUCUCCGCCCACGGGGCCUCCCUCGGCGCGAACCUCACCCAGGGCUUCGUGGUCGGCGGCGUCUCCGCAGGCGGGAACCUCGCUAUCUCUGUGACUCAUCGGUCGAUUCUCCACAGCGAUGAGCUUGUAAACCCGAUUACCGGUCUUUGGGCUGCGAAUCCGAUCACUACGAAUGGUGAGAGCGUCCCCCUUGAAGCUCUGCAGGGCUGGGUGUCAAGGACCCAGAACGCAGACGCCCCGUGUCUGUCGAGCGAGGAUCUCGAGUACCUGGAGGGUUUGCUGCGCGUGGAUCCCAUGAGUCCGGUGUUUUCGCCGUUUGCGGACCUCUGUGUCUUCCCUGCGCUGCCGCCGUUGUAUGUCCAGGUGAGUGGGAUGGAUCCGUUAAGGGAUGAUGGGUUGGUGUAUGAGGCUGUGGCGAGGGAGAUGGGGGUGCAGACGAGACUGGAUGUCUAUGCGGGCAUGCCGCAUGGUUUCUUUUAUUAUUUUCCGGCGCUGAAUCAGUCGGUGAGGUUUAUGGGCGAUGCGUAUCGGAAUUUGGGGUGGUUGUUGGGGAGGGAGUGA
This is a messenger RNA of Aspergillus steynii IBT 23096, 1047 nucleotides long. Its product is annotated as alpha/beta hydrolase. Gene Ontology annotation, molecular function: hydrolase activity. The record is from RefSeq and is a predicted model, not a curated record. The transcript has 3 exons. The coding region runs from base 1 to 1047 and encodes 348 amino acids. NCBI's taxonomy places the organism in Eukaryota, Fungi, Ascomycota, Eurotiomycetes, Eurotiales, Aspergillaceae.